Messenger RNA from Paramecium pentaurelia, 2347 nucleotides. The record is from the annotation of a GenBank genome assembly. Lineage: Eukaryota; Ciliophora; Oligohymenophorea; Peniculida; Parameciidae.
AUGAGAGAUUUUAAAUUAUUUCUUAGUAAUAAAGGAUGUAUGGAUAAAGAUAUUGUUCCUUCUAAUGGAUGUUUUUUUAAUAAUUAUGACUGUAUUUAAGGUUGUGAAAAUUGUAUUAAAGGAAUUUGCUAUGAAUGCUUAAUUGGAUGGGAAUUUAUAGAAUAAUUUAAUUCUUGUAUUCCUUUAUGUGGAGAUGCCAUCAUCACUUAUGAUGAGGAAUGUGAUGAUGGUAAUUAAUUUAUUUUUGAUGGAUGUCAUUAAUGCAAGUAUUCUUGCCCUAAAGAUUGUAAAUUAUGUUAAUUUGGAAAGUGUUUAAUGUGUGAAAAGAAUUAUCUAGUUUUAGAAGGUUAAUGUCAAUAUAUUCCUGAUAACAUAGGAUUGGCUUAUAUGGAAAGAGAUUGGAUUCUUUUAUUUAUAGAUUAUGGAUACUAAUAAAAUAUAUUAUAAUUGAGGAAUCAAUUAUCUAACAUAGAUUAUAAUAAUAAAAAUUAUUUAGGAUAUUUUGAAUAGAUAUAUUUGAAUUUUAAAGUUUUUUUAUUUGGAUAUGAACAUAAUCAAUCAAAGUUUUUAUAAUUAAAUAAUUGUAAAGUGGAGUAUUUUGGAAAGUGUUUGGAAUGUUAAGAUGAAUAUGAAUUAGAUUUUCAUAAAACUCAAUGUAUUCCUAAAUGCUAGGAUGGUAUUAUAUUAUCACAAGAAAUAUGUGAUGAUGGAAAUAGAAUAUAAUUUGAUGGUUGUUACAAAUGUUAAAAAAGUUGUUAAAUAGAAUGUUUAUAUUGUUCUAAAAAUUAAUGUUAUAUAUGUUAAGAAGGAUGGUAACUUAAAGAUUAUUAAUGUAUAUAGAUUUGUGGAGAUGGAUUAUUGGCUAAUUUUUCUAAUGAGUAAUGUGAUGAUCUUGAUGAUUUAAAUUGUAUUAAUUGUAAAUAUUAAUGUGAUAAUGAUUGUUUGGUUUGUGAUAAGUUCAAAAAUUGUGAAAUUUGUUCAUAUCCAUUUCAGAUUAAAGAUGGAAAAUGUUUACCUAUUUGUGGGGAUAAAAUUAUUACUCCCAUUUUUGAAGAAUGUGACGAUGGCAAUGAAAUCCCAUAUGAUGGAUGUUAUGAAUGCCAAUUCUAAUGUUCUUUAGGAUGUAUACAAUGUAAAGAGGAUAAUCAUUGUGAAUAAUGCGAUAACUUAUAUUUUAUUUUAGAUACUCAAACAUUUAAAUGCUAAGAUCUAUAUUAAAAUAUAGAUUCAGAACUAAAAUAAAAUGAUACUAAUUUGUUUACUGUAUAAUGUAAAGAGAAUUAAAUGUUUAUAAAUAAUUAAUGUGUUAAUUAAUGUGGGAAUGGAAUACUUAAUAGUUAAUUUGAAUAAUGCGAUGAUGGAGAUAAUAUUGGUGGAGAUGGAUGUUCAGCUUUUUGUUUUGAAGAAGAUUCCUUUUUAUGCAUUAAUUAAGAAAAUUCAUUAAGUAUUUGCACUUUUAUUCAAAAACCUGAUUUCAAUUUAAUUCUAUUAUCUGAUAAAAAUAAUCAAACAAAAAUACUUGAAUUAAGUUUUACUUAAAAUGUUUAUAAAUUAUGCUAAUUUCCAUUUGAAAAUAUUGUAGAAAUUAUCAUCUUACCAUAAACAGAAUAAAAAAUUACUAUUGUACCUAAUAUUAAUAUUACUUCUUAAUUAAAUAAUCCUAGUUAUAAAAUUUAUAUUGAAUUUUUGAAAUCUGUUGCAGAGCCAAUUUUAUAAAUUGACAUUCAGAAAUUCUGUAUUUUUAAUUAAUUUGAAUUGGAUUUAACUACAAAUACCAAAUAAAUAGCUCUUGGAACCCCUUUUUUAUUAUCAGAAGAUAAUUAAAAAAAAGUAACUUCAGUUAUCAAAAUGAAUGAUGCUGUGGUUUAUUCAACAGCUAGUAUUGCUGGAAUACUUUUAUUAACUGGUAAUUACAUUGUAUUUUUUAAUUUAUUAGAUUUAUUGUAAUCACUAUCUUAUAUUAAAUAUAUGCAAUAUAAAUUUCCUCCUCAUUUAAGCUAAUUUCUUGAAACCUAUACUAAAAUCUCUUUAUAACCCAUAUUAGAUAUUUUCAAAGUUAAUGAGAUUAUUGCUAAACUUAAUGGAGGUACUCUUCCAUCUUAAGGAUAGAAAUCGAAACAACCUUAAUAUACAAAUGCUAUGAAUUAAUUUUAUUUAAUCAAUGCAAAAGGAUGCUUCUUUUCUUACUUAGCAUCAUUACUUACAUAUUUUAUGUGCUGUCUAAUAUCUUCAAUUCAAGUAUCAUAAUGGUUGAGAAAACGUUAUGAAAAGAAUAGUAAUAAUAUAAUAGUUCUUCAUAGAAUUUUAAUUUUUUAAAAGACAAUUUUAUCGAAAUGUUCAAAAUUGA